This is a messenger RNA of Lepus europaeus (European hare), 9300 nucleotides long. RefSeq names its product glutamine--fructose-6-phosphate transaminase 1 (gene GFPT1). The record is from RefSeq and is a predicted model, not a curated record. Gene Ontology annotation, molecular function: carbohydrate derivative binding; L-glutamine:D-fructose-6-phosphate transaminase (isomerizing) activity. Gene Ontology annotation, biological process: protein N-linked glycosylation; UDP-N-acetylglucosamine metabolic process; fructose 6-phosphate metabolic process. The transcript is spliced from 19 exons. The coding region runs from base 177 to 2222 and encodes 681 amino acids. NCBI's taxonomy places the organism in Eukaryota, Metazoa, Chordata, Mammalia, Lagomorpha, Leporidae.
UGGCCGAGCCAGGGAGGUGGAGAAGCCUGUCGCUGCUUCGGCCGUCGCAUCCCCCAGGGAGUCGUGUCGCCGUUGCCCCGGCCCCCGAGCCCACGAUCGCCCCCCGGAGCUCGUGUCUGUGUGCCUGACCCCGCCAGCAGCUGGUCUCUUGCCUUGCGGAGCGCGCCUCUUCCAUCAUGUGCGGUAUUUUUGCUUACUUAAACUACCAUGUUCCGCGCACAAGACGAGAAAUCUUGGAGACUCUAAUCAAAGGCCUUCAGAGACUGGAAUAUAGAGGAUACGAUUCUGCUGGUGUGGGAGUUGAUGGAGGCAACGACAAAGACUGGGAAGCCAAUGCCUGCAAAAUCCAGCUCAUUAAGAAGAAAGGAAAAGUUAAGGCACUGGAUGAAGAAGUCCACAAACAACAGGAUAUGGAUUUGGAUAUAGAAUUUGAUGUGCACCUUGGAAUAGCUCAUACCCGUUGGGCAACACAUGGAGAACCUAAUCCUGUCAAUAGCCACCCACAGCGCUCUGAUAAAAAUAAUGAAUUUAUUGUUAUUCACAAUGGAAUCAUCACUAACUACAAAGACUUGAAAAAGUUUUUGGAGAGCAAAGGCUAUGAUUUUGAAUCUGAAACAGACACAGAGACAAUUGCCAAGCUUGUUAAGUAUAUGUAUGACAAUCGGGAAAGUCAAGAUAUCAGUUUUACUACCUUGGUGGAGAGAGUUAUCCAACAACUGGAAGGUGCUUUUGCGCUUGUGUUUAAAAGCGUUCAUUUUCCUGGACAAGCAGUUGGCACAAGGCGAGGUAGCCCUCUGCUGAUUGGUGUACGGAGUGAACAUAAACUUUCUACUGAUCACAUUCCAAUACUGUACAGAACAGGCAAAGACAAGAAGGGGAGCUGCAAUCUCUCUCGUGUGGACAGCACAACUUGCCUUUUCCCUGUUGAAGAAAAAGCAGUGGAAUAUUACUUUGCUUCUGAUGCAAGUGCUGUCAUAGAACAUACCAACCGCGUCAUCUUUCUAGAAGAUGAUGAUGUCGCAGCAGUGGUGGAUGGCCGUCUUUCUAUCCAUCGAAUUAAACGGACUGCAGGAGAUCACCCUGGACGAGCUGUGCAAACCCUGCAGAUGGAACUCCAGCAGAUCAUGAAGGGCAACUUCAGUUCAUUUAUGCAGAAGGAAAUUUUUGAGCAGCCAGAGUCCGUGGUGAACACAAUGAGAGGAAGAGUCAACUUUGAUGACUAUACUGUGAAUCUGGGUGGUUUGAAGGAUCACAUUAAGGAGAUCCAGAGGUGUCGGCGUCUGAUCCUUAUUGCCUGUGGAACGAGUUACCAUGCUGGAGUCGCGACACGUCAAGUUCUGGAGGAGCUGACAGAGUUGCCUGUGAUGGUGGAACUGGCCAGUGACUUCUUGGAUAGAAACACACCAGUCUUUCGAGAUGAUGUUUGCUUUUUCAUUAGUCAGUCAGGUGAGACAGCAGAUACCCUGAUGGGUCUUCGGUACUGUAAGGAGAGAGGCGCUUUAACUGUGGGAAUCACAAAUACAGUUGGCAGUUCUAUUUCAAGGGAGACAGACUGUGGAGUUCACAUCAAUGCUGGUCCUGAAAUUGGCGUGGCCAGUACAAAGGCUUACACCAGCCAGUUUGUGUCGCUUGUGAUGUUCGCUCUCAUGAUGUGCGAUGACAGGAUCUCCAUGCAAGAGAGACGCAAAGAGAUCAUGCUUGGCCUGAAACGGCUGCCGGAUUUGAUUAAGGAGGUACUCAGCAUGGACGAUGAGAUUCAGAAGCUGGCCACAGAACUGUAUCAUCAGAAGUCAGUCCUGAUCAUGGGGCGAGGCUACCAUUACGCCACUUGUCUUGAAGGGGCGCUGAAAAUCAAGGAAAUUACUUACAUGCACUCUGAGGGCAUCCUCGCUGGUGAGUUGAAACACGGGCCCCUGGCUUUGGUGGAUAAGCUGAUGCCCGUCAUCAUGAUCAUCAUGAGAGACCACACUUACGCCAAGUGUCAGAAUGCUCUCCAGCAGGUGGUUGCUCGGCAGGGGCGCCCCGUGGUGAUUUGUGAUAAGGAGGACACGGAGACCAUUAAGAACACCAAGAGAACCAUCAAGGUGCCCCACUCGGUGGACUGCUUGCAGGGCAUCCUCAGCGUGAUCCCCUUGCAGCUACUGGCUUUCCACCUUGCUGUGUUGAGAGGCUAUGAUGUUGAUUUCCCACGGAAUCUUGCCAAAUCUGUAACUGUAGAGUAAGGAACAUCAGAAACUCUGGACGAUUAAGCAACACAAGACACCUUUUGUAUUUAAAACUUUGAUUUGAAAUAUCACUCCUUGAAGCCUUUUUUAGUAAAUCCUUAUUUAUAUAUCAGUUAUGAUUAGUCUACUCAGUUUGUGAUUUUUGUGAAAUUACCUCUUAAAUUUUUUCCAGUAAUCAUUGGGGUGUUUUAAAUAAUGGAAUAUAUGCAGAAGAUUUCAGCUGUUGUUUUCUGUAAAGAAUGCUGGGUGUUGAAUUUCUGGGUCCUCUACUUCUGUCCAAGAGGAUUGUGUUUUAAAAGUAACUGGCAUUGGUUUUACCUUGCUUUGUUCAUUCAGACCAAUGAAAGAGUAGUGCAUUUAGUUGUAGCCUCUAAAGCCCGUGGCAAAGUUUGCUGAUACUUGGAUAUUUACUGAAGGCUUUGCUAAGUUACAUAUAAAUAGAAGAUGCUGUAAUUGAUUUUGAAGCCUGCUUCUGUUUUGUUUUUACAUCAAACUGUACAACAAAAAGCUGAACACUAUUCUUGGUGGAAUUUAUUUCUAAGUUUGGUUAGUCUUAGUUUCUCAAACCUGUUGUCUGUUUUCUGUAGGAGAAGCUAAUUUAGGAGGCAAAAUAUUAUAAUAGGGCAUAAGUGUUCUCCAGUCUUUAACAACGUAAUUUGCACAGUUAUGUAGAUAAACUUUACAUUUGAGCUGCUUUGGACAACUGACAGUAAGAUUUUAAAUUUGAAGUUGGAAAGUUGAGAUGGAAGUUGUGUUCUGCUCUCCUAAAAGUGGUUUCUGUUUCUUUGUAUCUGUAGUCUUUUUUAUUUCUUAACUGUGGAGCACAUCUUUUAUCUUGUUCUUUGAAAUCACAGCAGAGAGUUGCUGUCAUAGGUCUCAAAUAAAAUCAAUCUUGAUAUGCUCAGUGUAUGUCAAGGAAGGGAGAAUUUCCUGCAGUUAAUUCAAGCUUUCCUUCAUGGCCUUGUUGCAUAAGACUGGCACCCUUACUGCCAGUCUGGAAGUUCUUUGCAGUCGUUGGGAAGACUGGCAAGUCUUUGUCUAAUUCUAUGUCUCCCGAUGUCUAAGGAGGGCCUGGUUAGCAAGAACAGGGUGCUUCCUACCCCUAUGGGUGACAGAUGGCAUCAUCUAGGGUCACCUCAGAUCACUUUUCCUGUCUGUGUUUUCUGUGCUCUACCCUUGAAAUUUAUUUACAAAUGAAGAAGUUAUAAAUAAAAGGGUAUUGACGUGCCUUCAGCUGGCUAGUGUAAGAAAUAGAAGUUGACAAUUUGGAUUAAAAUAUUUAAAGUAAAAUAUUAGUUUGAUACCCAAAAAAUUGUGAAUAAUGAUUUCCUUGCAGAGUUUUUUGGGACAGGUCUUGUGAGCUGUAGGAGAGUGUGUGUAUGUUUUGGUUAAGUCCUUCUCUUUUAGAAAUUUUCACUUUGCAAUUGUGAAGGUGAGCUGUUCAGCAGUAAUUUUUUAAUCCAGUCUUUUCCUUCCUUAUUUGUGCUCGAACUUCUUAAUUAGGUUAAGGUUUUCUGAACAGCUGUGAUGGCUGCAAGACGUGCAUAGUGUUCUGUGUGUGUUUUAGGGUUACAGAAAGAUUGGCGUAGUUUGAGGAAUUUGGAAGGACUCUUACAGAUGCUGACUAGCAACCCGUUUUCAAAAGUAAAAUGCGGUCACUAUUUACAUAUAAUUACUUUGGUGGUUUUUAUCUUAGUUUCUAAGAAUACUUUCUGUAAGCCUGCUAGAUUUAGUAUGUGUGUAGUAUAAUUGCUUAUGUUCAGUAUAUUAGCAUUUUACACACAUGAUUUGUAUGGGUUUGUAGCAUUUCUUUUUAUUUUUGAAGUUAGUAGAUAGUAAUUGUGCAUCUUUCUUUGUAGGGUACAGUGUGUUUCGGUACGUUUAUGUGUUGUCUAAUGAUCAACUCAGGAUAGUUAGAUUAUCCUUCAUCUCACAUGUUUAUCAUUUCUUCAUGAUGAGAACUUUCAAAAUCCUCUUAUGUACUUUUUUGGAAUUAUACAAUAUUGUUGGUUGUGCUCACCCUUCUGUGCAGUUGAACAUCAGAACUCGUCCCUCUUAUCUGGCUGUGACUGCGCCACUUCACCAGUAUCUCCCCAUCUCCUCAUCUGCUUUCCUCUCCUCCACCUCUGGUAACCACUGCACUGCUCUCCUUCUGUGAGCUCAGCUGGAAUAGAUUGCACACAGGAGUGAGAUCAUGUGGCAUUUCUCACUCUAUAGUUUGGUUCAGCGUUCCACGUUAAAAUAAUAUGCUAAAUCGUUCAUUACUGCAUUUUCUCCUCUCCUUCUCUCCUUGUUUCUCUUACACAUACACAUGACUAGGUAAGUUCUAAGCUGAAUAUUGAAAGCCUAAAUGAAGAACAAAGUGAUAUUUUCUGAGCCAACAUGGUUUCUCCUCCCUCUUCUUUUUCUUGCUCUUUACCCCAUUUGGUACAGUAAUUUUUAAAUACUUUUAUAAAUUCUUAACAAUCUUGUCGCAGUGAUGCAGACCAAUAAGUGAGCAUAUCCAAUUAAAACCAAAAUAAUAUAGGGUAAGGGAAUCUGAUUUUUCAGAAUAGAUGUUCUACAAUAAGAGUCCUUUAUGUAAACUUUUUUUUUUUUUUUUUUUGACAGGCAGAGUGGAUAGUGAGAGAGAGACAGAGAGAAAGGUCUUCCUUUUUGCUGUUGGUUCACCCUCCAAUGGCCGCCGCAUCGUGCUGAUCCGAAGCCAGGAGCCAGGUGCCAGGUGCUUCUCCUGGUCUCCCAUGCGGGUGCAGGGGCCCAAGGACUUGGGCCAUCCUCCUCUGCCUUCCCAGGCCAUAGCAGAGAGCUGGCUUGGAAGAGGGGCAACCGGGAUAGAAUCCGGCGCCCCAACCGGGACUAGAACCCGCUGUGCCGGCGCUAUAGACGGAGGAUUAGCCUAUUGAGCCACGGCGCCGGCCAUUUAUGUAAACUUCUAGUAGUGCAUUUAAAGUUCAGAUUUCACUCAUGAGCUUAGAGGUCCUCGUACCUGAGCCUUUCUUGGUCAGGGGGUGUGUGCAGCAUCUGACACAUGGCCCAGUAAAUGAUUGUUACUUUGGGAUCAGCUUUUCAGUCUUUUUGAAAAGAAAUCACCUGUGCCAUAGGAGUAAAGGAUAAGAGAAAAAUGAACAGUUUUUAUAACUGUCAGCAAAUGCUUAUUAAUACGCAUUACAGGCAAGUCACUGUGCUAGGCAUUGAAAAUUCCAUCUUCCUCAGAGCACUCUCUGUCUAUCCUCAGGUGGACUUGUCACUUGAGGGGGUGAGGUCUGUUGGGAAGACACAAGGUGAGGAAGUGGAAAGAGAGGGAAUGGAGCUGGGGUGUGCUUUGGGUGAAUGCAUUUGUUUACAUAAAUAAUGGCUCAGAUUUGGAGGCAUAACCAUGUUCAUUAAAAGUGAAAUGUUUGCAAAGUAUACUGUUUCACAGACUGCACAGAUACAUACAUGUGUGGUACUGCGGGGGUGGGUAUGGUGGUGCAGCGGUUAAGCUGUUUGCUGCUUGGAACACCCGCAUCCCAUAAUGGGAGUGCUGGUUUGAGUCCUGGCCACUCUGCCUCUGAUCCAGCUUCCUGAGACGCAGCAAGUAAUAAGUCAAAUGCUUGGGCUUUUAACACUCAUGUAGGAGACCUGGAUGGAGUUCCAGUCUCCUGGUUUUGGCCUGGCCCAGCCCUGGCUGUUGCUGACUAAUGUGUGAAGCUGAAAACCAAUCAAACCUGCUGCUCCUGAAAGGGAACUGACACACGGUGGCAUGCCAGUAGGGCUGUUGGUUAAGAGAGCCAGUACAGGCUUUCUCUCCUAGGUUUCUUGGAAGGUUAUUUCUAACAUGAUAUUGUCUUAUCCUUUUAAAAAAAAGUUUUAAUUGACACAAUAUGUACAUAUUUAUGGGGUCCACUGUGACAGUUACAAGUGUACAGUGUGCAGUGAUCAGAUCAGGGUAAUUGGGACACACCCAUCACCUCAUUCAUUGUUUCUUUGUAUUGAGUUCAUUCAAAAUCCUCUCGACUAGUUGUCUUAUCUGUUUGAAUACAGGUGUUUUUGGCACUAGUUAGGUCUGUGUUGGGAGGAAAGGAGCCUGUUUUUGGCUUCUUGGUACUGGUUUUCACUUCUUGGCCUCUGACAUUUAUUUCUGUUUCUCUUCAAAUAAGAAAACCAGCUGAAGUAUUUUCUUUAGCAAGCAUAUUUUUUAAAAAGUCUGUUAGGGUCAGUUUUUUUCUCUUACUGUUUUUUAAAAUUAGGAUAUACUAUAGCAAUAAAAGAGAAAGACUGCUGUUAACUAUUGCAUGCUACAACUUAAGUGUUUUUUCCUAAAAAAGCACAAUGUCAUUGAAAAUUAUUUAUUGAAAAAGAUUUCAUAGCUCACAUUGAAUUUGUGAAGACCAAAGAAAAUUGAAGGAAAUGGUGAAGGUAUUUUAGUUUCAUGAUAUCCACACAUUUAGUAAAUUUUGUGUACAAGAAUACUGAUUGGAGUGUUUUACCCAUGGAAACAGAGUUCAGAUUACUUUGUUUUUACUAUUAGAGUCUCAAGUAUAGAAAUCGUAACACAUGAAUCAGAUUUUCCCUACUAUAUUUAGAGAUUGUUAAUAUUUCAAUAUCUUCCUAGGCUGAUUAAUUUAAACAUAUCUCCAAAUCUGUGGCAGUGACCCCCAGUCAGACUGAAAACAUUCGCUUCAAACCAGUGAUAUCCAGGGUUAAAAUAAGAGUCAGUUAACUAGCAAGACUGUAAAAUUAUACCAGCUUGAUAUCAAAAUGUUAUGUAAUAUACCAUAAAUAGUGGCUAAUGAGAAUAUCUUAGGACGUUCUCAGAUUACCUUUCUUACUGUAUUAGUUUUCAGAAUGAAUAUAGAAAUGAUCCUGUUAGCUGUUUGAAUGUUCUGUUCUUGAAAGUGUUUUUGCUUAAAGAAGCCUUUUGGUAUUUGUUUAAAUUAUACUUCUCGUGAGGUGGAAAUGUUAGAAUCAUCCUUGCUCUGUUUCAGUUUUGGUUCUUUGAAAUGAAUGUUUAGUUUCCUGAGCCACUUUGUCAUUUUGUCCUCAUGUGUUGUUAAGUCCAGUGUCUCUAAGCCUGAACUGUGAAUAAAUUACCAAAAACGUGCUGAGAAUUUCAUUCUGAAGCAGUGUGCCAGUGUUUGGAGCAUGUCCUGUGUAUAGUUGUGUUAGCAGUGGUACUGUGAUCAGAAUGUAGCCAGUGUUUGCGGUAGUUGUUAAUGAACAUUGCUGAUGCCAAAAGCCUACUCAUUAUUGUUGCUUUUAAACGGAGGAAAUGACCAGAGAACUAGUCCCAGAGCCACAAGUCUCUAACCAUACUUGCCGUGCUUUCACAAAGGGUCAUCAGAGAAAAGCUGCUAACACAGCUCAGAGGUCAGACACUUUCUCAAGUCUUUUACCAUUUUUUUGCAAUCAUGUGUAGUUUGUGGUACAUUUCCAGGCUAUGCAGUGAUAGUUGCAGAAGAAAGAUACUUGAAGUGAGUGACUAGCAAGACAGCCUGAAGUUCUCUUGUGUCUGGCCACCUGCUGAUAGAGGACACAGAAUCCCUUCACGGAUGUCCUUUAUAAACAGCAGUGGGAUUCCUGUCCCUGCUGCUUGUAGCACUUACUGGGUUUGCAGGAAAUGUGUAGACCAGGGCGGUUUGAGUGAGUAGAACUGCUGUUACCCCAAGCCGCGGUGACACCUGCCCCCAGCCCCAGGUCCCACUGCCUUGCCUUUGGCUCCUGCUCAUGCUCUCUGCAGCAAAGCCUGGGCUGCCCCACCAGCAUGGAGUAUUUGUUUCUCAGGCUGCAUUUUUGACAUAAAGUUCAGCCUUACUUCUAGUGAACAGUUCUCAGCAAAUUAUCUUCCGUUGGUUGUCAGAAUUUACUGAGUGCUUCCUAAAUAAAGACCAAGAAAUAAUUUCCCUAAAAAUUAAGAGAUCACUUUUUAUUGCUGUGGCAUUUAGAAAAAAAUACAUUCUUUUAACUUUUUUGGGGGGGGAUGCAGGAAAGAAGUAAAGGCUAAAUUUCUACCAUUAAUCUGAAUGGUAAAUAGUUUUACCUUUUUUCUUUUUUAAAGGGAUUUAUGUAUGUAUUUAAAAGGCAGAGAUACAUAUAGAGAGAGUGCAUGUGAGCUUCCAUCUGCCGAUUCACUCGCCAAGUGGCCGCAACUUCUAUGGCUGGGUCAGGCAGAAGCCAGGAGCUUGGAACUCCAUCUGGGUCUCCUACAUGGGUGUAGAGGCCCAAGCACUUGGGCCAUCCUCCACUGCUUUUGCAGGUGCAUUAAUAGUGAGCUGGAUCAGAAGUGGAGUAGCCAGGACUUGAGCCAGCACCCAUAAGGGAUGCAAGUAUUACGGGUUGUGGCUUAACCCACUGUGCCACAGUAACAGCCCCUUCCUUAAUCUUUUUUACAUGGUUUAGGAACUUUGCUAGUUAACGAGCAUCCUGGAGCUGUAGACUACUCUUGGGAUAACUCACAGAAAGGUGAUCAAGUUUAGUUGUUCUAUCAGCUGAGCCCUUCCCAGGCAGUGUAGGUACAGUAAGAGUGGUUCAUGCCCUCCUUGGUCAGUGUGUCCACACUAGAGUAUCUCCAAGGUUGGAAGUCACAUUUGUGAGCGCUACAGUAACAUGAUUCAGUAACUCAGAUUCCAAGGCUCACUUAGGUAUUUUCUCCCGGAGAAAGCUGUCAUAGAGUCGUAUUUUCUAAGAGAUUUUGGAUAUGAGGCAUGGAAGUGUAGUUGAAAAUAGAGAACCAGAAAUGGAGCUUGUAAACAAUGAGUGCAUCAAUCGGUGGUUUCUAUGGCAAGUCAAAUGUGAGAUUAACUCACUAGAAGCCUUGAUCCAUUGUCUUCAAACAAGACCCUUAUGGGAUGGGGGAAUUAUUAUCUGAGGUAAUAAAGUCUUGUUUAUAGGCAAGAGAAAUAGUAAUGCAUUCAAUUUGAGUUCCUUGUUGUUGGACUUGACUGUGUCUAGCUAGUGUGAUUUAUGGGGGCUUUUGCUUUUUCUUCUUUUGGCUUUUGUAUGUACAAUUGUUUUGAAAUGUUGAGCAUAUUUGCUUUGAAUUUUAUCUCUUAAUUUUGUAUUUAUCCUUUGAAUAAAAAUGAAAACUGAAUAUUGA